Messenger RNA from Stereum hirsutum FP-91666 SS1, 900 nucleotides. RefSeq lists its product as uncharacterized. The transcript is spliced from 5 exons. Lineage: Eukaryota; Fungi; Basidiomycota; Agaricomycetes; Russulales; Stereaceae. The record is from RefSeq and is a predicted model, not a curated record. The coding region runs from base 1 to 900 and encodes 299 amino acids.
AUGGCUCCUCGUGCUCUCUUCUUCUAUGGCCUGAACGCCAUCCGAUUCCUAAGCGUCGUCGCCCUCAUUCUAGUCUUCGCAAGCUCCAUCUUCGUCAUGGUCACCGACGUCCGAGCCGUAAAUGAAUUUGAAGCAGCGGGUUCGGAGUCGGAUUCUGCGAACUGUGAUUAUAUCGAGGACAGUACUGUUCCAAACCAACCCGCCGGCGUCUUCUGGGCUGUUGUCAAUCGACUCUUUAUCAUCUUCCAGGUCAUCUUCCUCUUUCUCUCCGAGGUGUCCUGGCCUAUGCCCUUCUUCGAUCGUUUCUUCCCUGUUCUCGGAUCGAACUUUGGUUUGGGGCCGCUUGGGAUCUUUCAAGGCCUGAUCGGAGCUACCAUUCUUUCUCACCAUUGUGACGACUUUACUCUCGUCGCCGCCUUCUUCCUUUUUGCCCUCGGCUGUGUGAAUAUGCUCCUCGGUCUCAUCUUCCGUGAAUCAGCCAAAUCCAAACGUAGCAUCCGCGCUUGGCGCUCUGGUUCCGCCAGUGUCCUGCCCGUUCAGGCUCAAAUGACUGGUACCACUGCGGUUACGUCUCAUUAUACUGGAAGUGGUGCGAAUGGGAAUGGGAACAAGGGAGCGAGGUCGACGUUUAGGCAAUCGUUGUUUGGUGGGAGGAAGGCGGAUCCGCUGGAGUUUGGGGAGAAGGGUUCGAUGGAUAAGAGUUCUUUUGGAUUCGGAAGGCAAGGGGAGAAGAAGGCUGGAUUGAAGGGUUUCCUCCUCACGCGCCCACUCGAGUCCCUCCCCCGCUACACUACUGAUACUCACACGAGCACGGAUGAGCCUCCAAGAGCUUCAUCUCCCGUGUCAAUGCCAAGACCUACAGGUGCCCCGAUGUUCCGCUCGAGUCCGACCGCUCUGUGA